AUGGGUUUUUCAAUUGAAGUAUGUGGAGGUAACGUCGUAACAUUAACUAUUAACCCCUCUAGGUCAAAGAUAUCGUUCAAAAUCACUCUAACUUCAGAUCCUAAUUUACCUUUCAAGGUACUAAAGGUUCCUGAAAACGCACCAUUUACUGCCGUCUUGAAGUUUGCUGCUGAAGAAUUUAGCGUACCAGCAGCAACAAGCGCUAUUAUCACAGAUGAUGGGAUCGGUAUAAAUCCUCAACAAACAGCAGUUUUAUUGACUCAAAGCCGUUGUCAAUGACUACCAGAUUAACAUCACGAAAAGAAGGUGGAUUAUUCGUAUAUUUAUUUUUAUGCUUCAACACUAUUAACUCAUUUAUGACAAUAUUUUUAUUCUUUAUAACAAAGAUCAUUUGUUCAUUAAAUUUUUUUCAUUGUUCUUAUUAUCAUUAUUUGUUAUCGACUGAUACCAGUUUUGUUAAGUGAUAUUGUUUACUUAAUUUCUAUUGGUCAUUAACGAUACUUCUUAAAUUUAAAUAAACAAUGAACGUUGUAAACAUAUUCAAAAUGAAUAAAACAAAAGCAUUAAUGUUCUUUUCUCUCGAAGUAUUAUCAUACUAUUGUUUGAACAUAGAGCAAAUAUACUGUGGUGUGUGCUACUUAUGUCGACAUAAAUAGUAUACAACAUUAGUCAGGAAUAGAAUAUCUGGCAUCAGAAGAUCGAGGAAGAAAGGACGGAAACGGAAAUCAAGUGGUUUGGAAAUGCAGGAACAAUGAAGUCUGAAACAAUGAACAUUUUGCAAAUGAAUAUUUACUAUAUGGUUCUCAGAUU
Messenger RNA from Schistosoma curassoni, 810 nucleotides. Lineage: Eukaryota; Metazoa; Platyhelminthes; Trematoda; Strigeidida; Schistosomatidae. The record is from the annotation of a GenBank genome assembly.